AUGACUGAAGCGCGUCAAUACGGAGAGCUCGCCACCCAACUAGUCACAGAAUCCCGACGCUCGACACAGACCGACACGCUCCUGAAAUACAACGACUCCCUCGUGCGCUCGCUGCUGCGCGAACAGCGCUCGCUCGAGUCCGCCCUCUCAACACUGCUCAUCGACGGGCACGCGCCGCCACCUGCACUGCUCAUCAUCCAAACGGCGAUCAACCGCAACAAACGCUGCCUGCUCGCGUACCACGCGCACCGCACGGACCGCCUGCGGGACAUGUACUGGGCGGCGGGCGGCGCGCUGCCGCAUGUGCUCGGGAACCAGGAGACGCGGGCGAAGAUGUCGCCGUAUGAGGUGGACUAUCUGCGCGCGUACCAUGCGUCUGUGAUGGAGUUCCGCGCAGAGUUUGCGUAUGAGUUGGAUAUCACCGCGAGCAUUGUGGAUCCGCCGAAGGAUCUGCAGGUCCUCGUGCGCGUCGUGCGGGACUGUGGGAUGAUACAGACGGAGUUGGGGGUUAUAGAUUUUCAGAAGGGGCAGCGGUUUAUGGUGCGCAGGGCGGAUAUCGAGCAUCUCAUUGUGCAGGGUUACUUGGAGGAGGUUUGA
Molecule: messenger RNA, 597 nt
Organism: Psilocybe cubensis
Lineage: Eukaryota; Fungi; Basidiomycota; Agaricomycetes; Agaricales; Agrocybaceae
Exons: 1
Coding region: 1-597 (198 amino acids)
Biological process (GO): DNA replication; DNA strand elongation involved in mitotic DNA replication
Cellular component (GO): GINS complex
Source: RefSeq, a predicted model, not a curated record